Coccidioides immitis RS is the source of this 336-nucleotide messenger RNA. RefSeq lists its product as uncharacterized. NCBI's taxonomy places the organism in Eukaryota, Fungi, Ascomycota, Eurotiomycetes, Onygenales, Onygenaceae. The record is from RefSeq and is a predicted model, not a curated record. The transcript is spliced from 3 exons. The coding region runs from base 1 to 336 and encodes 111 amino acids.
AUGUCAUACCUGGGAACAGAAUGGAAGGGCAUCUCAACAUGGAAUCAUGUCCACAUGAAUCUUGCCAAGGCGCCUUGCGCCAGUUUCAACAAACUUGGUCAAGCUGUUGAACAGAGCCGUCCUUUUAAGACUCAAGAGGGCUUAAUUGGGAAACAUACAUGCAGCAUUCAGUCUGAUUUUCAUGGUCCAGCUACCAAAAUGGAGCGCAUAAUUGUUUUUGAUAUCUUUCAGAAUGUUCCCAGCGAUCCUGGCUUUAAGAUCCUUAUCGAUGUCUUUUCCGAACUCUUGGAUAGUGAUGAGAAUAUAAGAUGGAACAAGAUGUUAUGUAUUCCGUAA